GGCAUCAUAGAGAAAUCGAAAGUGAAAGGAAUUCCCAUCAUUAUCGAUGCUGAUGGACUGUGGCUCAUUUCCCAGCAGCCUUCUCUUAUCCAAGGCUACCAGAGAGCUAUCCUCACUCCCAACUACAUGGAGUUCAGUAGGCUGUAUGAAGCCAUGCUCAGAGACCCUGUCGACAGCAGUGAUCAUCAUGGAUGUGUGCUGAGACUCAGCCAAGCCAUGGGGAAUCUGACAGUUGUUCAAAAGGGAGAGAGAGACCUUAUUUCGGACGGAGAGAAAGUACUGGUGUGCAGUCACGAAGGAAGCAGCAGGAGAUGUGGUGGCCAGGGAGACCUCCUCUCUGGCUCUCUGGGAGUCUUGGCACACUGGGCAUUUGUUGCUGGAGCUGAGAAAACAAAUGGUCAAAAUCCCUUCCUGGUGGCUGCGUUUGGGGCUUGCUCUCUCACCAGGCAGUCCAACCACCAAGCCUUCCAGAAGUUUGGGCGUUCCAUGACUGCCUCUGACAUGGUUUCAGAAGUUGGAACAGCUUUUAACAAACUCUUUGAAACCUGAAGCCAAAGCAGCAGAGAAGAGGAGGAGGACGAGCAAUGACUGCAAGAGUAAUUCCAUGUACCGUAGAGUUGACAUAAGUAAUGCACCCUCUCAAGUGCUGUAGCAGCAUUGGUAUGUUAGGUAGAUAUUUUUUAUUUUUCAGAAUAGAAAAUAUGAUUAAUGUAGAUAUUUUUUAAGAGUUUGGAAUACAGAAAUGUUUUGGCUGAAAUAAGCUGUAGUUGCAGAUCGGUUAUAAUAUAAUAAAACUAAACUGAAAGUA
Acanthisitta chloris (rifleman) is the source of this 808-nucleotide messenger RNA. RefSeq names its product carbohydrate kinase domain containing (gene NAXD). NCBI's taxonomy places the organism in Eukaryota, Metazoa, Chordata, Aves, Passeriformes, Acanthisittidae. Gene Ontology annotation, molecular function: ATP-dependent NAD(P)H-hydrate dehydratase activity. The annotation marks the transcript as partial. Gene Ontology annotation, biological process: metabolite repair. The record is from RefSeq and is a predicted model, not a curated record. The transcript has 5 exons.